Messenger RNA from Achroia grisella, 8470 nucleotides. RefSeq names its product small subunit processome component 20 homolog. Gene Ontology annotation, cellular component: nucleolus; 90S preribosome; small-subunit processome. NCBI's taxonomy places the organism in Eukaryota, Metazoa, Arthropoda, Insecta, Lepidoptera, Pyralidae. The record is from RefSeq and is a predicted model, not a curated record. The transcript has 14 exons. Bases 1 to 8289 code for a protein of 2762 amino acids.
AUGAAGAGCAAACCAGUAAAACAUAAAACAGCGAAUACAUUUCGGUUUAUCCCUUUUGCCGAGAGGAUCAAUGGCAUAGACAUCCGCCAUGCGGCUCUGUAUCACAUUGAGCAUGUGUAUGCAAAACAACCAGAUGAAAAUGAAACACAUUUCUCUCUGGCACUACAGAAAUGGUACGGACUUAACUUGACAGAAAAUUUUAAAAGAUUCCGGAAGGAAGUAUUUGGCAUAGUAACUGUGCCACAAUUAGUACACCGCAAAGAGGAUGUUGUAGUAAUAUUGGAGAGGUAUUUAAAACUGGAAGAUGGACUCUGUCUUCAACCAUUGCUGGAGAUUCUUGUUUCUAUAGCAAAGGAUUUAAGGAGUGACUUUUACCCAUAUUUUCCAAGAUUUCUAGACAUACUUAUAAAAUUAUUGGACACAAAAGAUGCAGAGAGGUUGGAAUGGACACUAAUAUGUUUAGCUUUUCUUUUCAAAGUUUUAAAACCGUAUUUGAAGAAAGAUAUAGCCAUUGUACUAAAACGAAUUAUACCACUCCUUAGUGAUAAUCAACCACAGUACAUUAACAAUUUUGCAGCUGAAAGCUUUGCUUUUGUUACUCGUGAUAUAAGAGACAAGAAAAAGUUCAUCGAACUAUUACUUAGUUACUUGAAAAGAAAUGAAGAUGCAAUAACUGGAUGUGGACAUCUCAUAUUCGAAAUAAUUAGAGGUGUGAGUGGUAAAUUUCAUAACUGUAUAGAUGUUUUCUUACCAGUAUUACUGCAACACCUGAAAGAUAAUAAAGAACACCAAGAUAUUCUAUUCAAGGUACUCACUCAAACUUUUGAGGAUAGUUUGCAAACCAUAGCACCAAAAGAAUACAGUGUAUUCUGGGAAAGUGCACUAAAGUUCUGUGAAGAUGUAUUGAAAGAUGAUGAAAGUAAAGGUUUAGAGUAUAUUUUGAGACUCGCAGGUCAAAUCAUUGAACACAAUGAUGGAAAAUAUUUGACAAACCCACCACAAUUUGUUCUACUCUUGGUGAAGGUAAUAUGUGAACAAUCAUCAGAGAAUGUACUGGAAGUGUGUGCACAGAUUGGAGCACUACUACUUCUGUCAUCAAAUAUAUCACUGUCUCAAGAACAUGCGGGAAUAAUUGUUAAAGUUCUACUCCCGCUACCAUAUCCUACAAUUUUAAUUAAUUUUGUUCGAAAUGUGAUUGAUUAUCCUCAGUUUGAUAUGCAUAUUUUACCACCAUUUCUGAAUUUCGUUAUACAGUCUGGUUUCGACAAUGAAGCAAUGAGUACUCUAACUAAAAUAUGCCUGAAGAAGUCUCCAUUAUCUAAAAAUGGUAUAAAACUUUUUGAUUGGGUCAAGUACCCAAUAGAUUUUGGAAAAUGUCUUCCACAUUUCAUGGAACAUUUUGACAGUGUUCUCAAUGAUGAUAUUCAUAACAUUGUGCAGAGUCCAAUGAAAUUAAUGAAUGUGUUGUUUUGCUUGCCACAUGUAGAAAAAAUUGAUGUAAAUCGAUGUUUAAAGACAAUCUGUGGACUUAUUUCUAAAUUACUAAAUAUAUUGUUGACUUACAAUAUUGAAAAUCAGCCGGAAUAUAAUAAAUAUCAUUGUGACAUAACUGCUAUUUCUAGAUGCGGCAGAUUGAUUCUAUUUAUAAUAGCAAAUUCUUUGGAGAGUGCUAUUCAUAUAUCCAGUUGUAAGAGAUUGAAAGAGAUAUGUGAUAUUGAAGUAUUGUUACCUGCAGUACUGCCUUGUGCUGCAGAUCCUAAUUAUGUGUGUGCAUUGCAUUUAUUAGAUUUAUACUUGACAGCAUAUGAACAUGAGAAUGGAUUAACAUAUGCUUAUUUGUCAUUGGUGGAUUCAUAUUUAAGAAGUAAUGUGUCAUCUCCCUUCCACAUUGUUCGCUUAUUAACUACACAUAUUUAUAAGCUAUUUGAAAAUGUUGAAGAAUUGAAUAAGACUGUAGAAGUAGGGGGUAAUGUAGAGCGCUUCUCAGUCUUCAGUAGAUGUUACACGAUUGAAUCCACUAAUCCUUCCAUCCAGGAAUAUAGAAGUCAAAUAAACAUGUUGCAAAAGAUGUCAUUUAACUCCAUUCAGUAUGAACUGACAAAGGAAACAAACUUUAAAUAUUUUCCUUUAAGUUAUAUGCUUGGCGUUUUAUAUAUUAACUUUAAGUUAUUGUGGGAGCCAGUUUCUGAGUUCAUAGCUGGCUAUGGAAAUUCUCUAAGUGUUGACGAAUUCUGGCCCACUUUCCACAAAGCAUUGGAAUCGUCAUUUGUAAAUGCCAAAAGAGAUCUGAAAACCUUUCAAUUUGAUAAUGAAAUAGAAAGCAAUUAUGAAGUUCUUAUAGAUUUGUAUGCAAGUUAUAAUAGCAUUUCAGAAAGACCUGACUUGUAUAAUUACAGAAAUUUGAUAUUGAAAAUUAUGACGAAUUGCAUACAAGCUUGCGAAGCCAGAAAUCGUGAUGUAGUCGUAUUAUUCUUGAACUUUAUUGAGGAUGAAUAUAAAAGGAAUGAUAAUACUAAUGCUUUGAAAAUUGAUGUCGAAAUUCGAGAUAAUAAUAAAAUAGAGGUUGAUGAAGAGAACCCAGAACAUACAGAAGAAAUUGUUGAACCUGAUAAUCCUAAAGAAACUGCGUCUGGGAAAAUAAUAUUUAAAACUCUUAUUGGUGUAAUGCAAGUAUUAGCUCAGUUCAAGAACCCAAGAGCUCUUUAUAAAGAACCUAUAUUUUGGGAACUCUACAUGGAAUUUUUAAAGCAUAAGAAUCCAGGGCUUCAGAAAUAUGCAUUAGAUUGUGUUUUGAAUUACAAAAAUAAAAGUGUUAUUCCUUACAAAAGCAAUCUUUACAAUUUAAUAGAUGAAAACAAACUUAAAGAUGAGUUAACUCAAUUUAAAAUAACUGAGGAUUCAAAAAGUAUUCAACCAGAAGAUAGAGAACAUGUUGUGCCUAUUAUUUUGAGAAUUUUGUAUGGAAAGAUGACAACUAAAUUAGGCGCGGAUAAAAAAGGUGGUGGACAAACGAGAAGAUCACUAGUAUUGCGAUAUUUAGCCGGCUGUAAUGAGAAUGAAUUAAAAAUAUUUUUAGAAAUGGCAUUCUCACAUUUUAGACAGUACAUGACAAUGAAACCAAAGGAAAUUCUGGAAAAUAUUGCAACUAAUUUAGAUUUGAAAUCUAUUGUAAGUCCUGGCAAACUUCACAGUGUUUUGAAUCUAUUUGAAGUUGUAAUAGAGUACUUUGGAGGGUAUAUGAAGGAUGCAUUAUUAGGCCAAUUGUUCACAGUCUAUUAUGCUAUAUGUUCCACAUUAGGAAGUGUUUUGGCUCGUGGUGAGAAAGUUCAUAUUGGUUUCGUUAAAACUUUGAAAAAUCUCAGAAUUGUAUCUGUAAGUAUUCUUAGAAAAAUGUUUGAACAAUUUGAUAAAUAUGUAUGGAAUGAAGAAGAAUUGUAUGUUAUGUAUGAUACAGUACUGUGGCCAUUGAUUCCAAAACUACAUAUUGAUGGUAUUCACACCCCAACUGUAAUACUGAAAUUGUUCAAUACUUGGUGCCUGAAUCCUAGAUAUUACACUUUACUAAUUGUAUGCUCGGAAAAAGACGAUUCUAUGAGUCCAUUGCAAUCAAUUUUUAAACUUUUGUUAGCUUCAAAAACUAGUCCAGGUGUAGUUAAUAUGAUUCUUGAUAUGAUAGAAAAACUUCUUACUCUAACUGAAGAUGAAGAAGAUACAGCAGUACCACCUAUUGAAUGUUUUCAAAAUGUAUUUGUUGAUAGUGUUGAAAAAUCUGAGGGAGUAACUGUAAUCAAUUUCGGAAGUAAAAUAUUGAUCCCACAUGUCGCCUCUAUAUUAGAAGUGAUGAAAAGACGAUUUGCAAAUACAGCAAAGUCCAAUACAGUGAAUAAAAGAGACUUAUUGAUUCUAUCAAGAGUUACAGAGUUGGUAGCGAAGCCAGAAUUAUGUGAUGAAUUAUUGAAUCUAUUAUUACCAAUAUUGGUAAAGAAAAUUUGUAUGAAUAUGGCGGAAGAAAAUAUGGAAUAUGCCGUCACUACAAUAAUAAACUUGUUAGGUCACAGCUCUAAUCCACAGGUAUAUUUGAAGCAUAUAGCAGUUUUAUUUAAUAAAGUUUCUCCAGUUGAAGUUAGAAAAUUGCUUAUAAAACUUCUAUUUUCUAUUUCUGAAAAUUCGAAAACAAAUGUUGUACUUAGUCAAUUAGCUAAUGUAGUUUCGGAAAUGAAUGCUUACAACAAAAGAUGGAUUGAACAGCCGGAUUUCGAUAGGAGGUUGGAUACUUAUAAAACAAUAUAUCAACUAUCAGAAAACAAUCAAAUUGAUAUUGAUCUGGCAAUAUUAAUUGUUAAUAAUUGUUUUUAUUUCAUUCGCACUGAGAAAGAUAUUGGGUUACGUGAUAGCGCUGCCUUAUGUUUGAAGAGAAUAUUACCCAACUUGCUUAUGAAGUACCGAUCGACUACUGAUGGUCAAUUUCUUGUUCGUGAUACCGUUCUGUCUCUGAUAUCUAAUGGAAUUAGAGAUUCCAAAAAUGAAAUUUUAAGAAAUGAAUCUAUUGCUUUAUUGGGAAACCUGGCUAGAGAAUGUCCAGACGUCGAUGUGGUCAUAUCAGAUUUGGCACAGUUAACAAAUAAUGAGGAUAGAGAAGUAGAUUUCUUUGACAAUAUGUGUCAUCUGCAAAUGCAUAGACGAGUUAGAGCGCUCUUAAAAUUCUGUAAAGUAUCAAAGAAAUUAACUAAAUGUCAUACACCUAGAACUCUCACAAAUUUCAUUUUACCUUUAGCGACUAUGUAUAUUUGUGAUGAUAAAUACACUGAUAAGAAUACAUUAAUAGAUGCAUGCAUAGAUGUGAUUUCUACAUGCUGCAGAUUACUUCCUUGGUAUCACUAUGAAGUUAUUCUAAAACUCUAUUUAAACAAAAUUCGUUAUUCUACAGAACAUCAGAAACAGUUAACUCGUAUACUUAUAGGAGUUAUUGAUGCAUUCCAUUUCGACUUUUCAAAGGUUGAGAAUAUUGAGUUACCUAAAGCAUUAAUCGCAAAUUUGGAAUUAGGAAAAGUUCAAACAAAGUUAAAAGCUGAUGAAAAUACUAAUAAAGUAGAUAAUGAUAAAGAAGAUAAAACUGAAGAUCAAAGCAAUUUAGAAGAACAAGUUGCAGAAGUGAAUAUUGAAAAUGAAUUGAAAGAAGCAGACAAGGAACUUGAGGAAGAAGAAACUUUCAGAGAUGUAAAUAAUGUUCCAGCUUUUGAAAGGAUAACAAGUGUCUCUCCUUCCGUAGCUAAAAGAAUUAUCAAGUCUCUAUCUGCUGGAUUGCUUCCUCAGUUGAAUCGGGCAAUAGGCAAAAUGACUGAUCACGAAGAGUCUCAUAAGUUGAAUCGUCGCCGUAUGGGUUUGGAGCGGCAGGAGGAAGAUAUGCUACGUGUGCCCAUUGCUUUAGCCCUCGUAAAGCUGCUGCAGCGAUUACCUGGAGAUUUGCUCAGACAUCAGCUGCCAGGAAUAAUUAUAAAACUUUGCUCAUUUCUCAAAUCACCUUUGAAACAAGUAAGAAUAGCGGCAAGGGAUAUCGUAAAGAAAAUUAUGAUCACUGUCGGAACUUCAUAUCUUGGUAUUUUACUUGAACACCUUACAAUAUUACUGACAAGAGGAUUCCAAGUUCAUGUGCUAGUGGCCACCAUUCAUACAGUAUUAGAUGCUUUGAAAUCUGAUUUCAAGUCUGGGGAAUUGAAUGAAAAUCUUCAUUACAUUCUUGAUGUGUGCACAAACGAUCUUUUUGGAGCGUUGUCUGAAGAGAAAGAAAUAGAUAAGUUACACUAUAAAACACCAGAAGCAAAGCCAAGUAAAAAAAGUUAUGUUACAUUGAUGAUUGUGUCACAGAAUAUAACUGAAAACUAUCUCAUAAACCUGUUAUUGCCUUUUAAAGAGGUUCUGCAAAAGCAUCAUUCGAAGAAAACGGUAUUAAAAGUACAAGAAGCAUUACUGCAUAUCUCUAGUGGUUUGGUAACAAAUAAGUUCAUUGAAAUAGAAUCACUAUUUGUUUUUCUUCAUGGUAUAGCGUCAGAGAGUAUACCAGAAUUCGUAUUGAACGCCCCGAAGAGAGUGAUCACCGAGGCGCAGAGGGAAAAGAUGAUACGCGCGAAACCAGAUUGCUUUAUUAUACCUGAAAUCCCAAAACGCAAUAGGGAAGCUCAAGCAAAAAAUGUUAAAAUAUCUGGAAAAGCCAAUGCUCAUGUAUUGGUGGAAUUCAGUUUGAAUAUACUGUAUAUAUUGCUUAAAAGAGAAAAGGCCCCAAGAAUGGAUUGUAGAGCCUUUGUAGAUCCAUUGAUAUCAUUGUUGGUGGAUGCUCUGAAAAGUGACCAUGUCAAAGUAACUACUGUUGCGAUGAAGUGCAUAUCGACGUUGUGGACAAUCAGAGUCAGUACACCGACUUUAGAGGAAAUGGUUCAGGAUAUUGUAAAAACGAUAUUCAUGAUAUUGCAUAAAUAUGCGACUUUCGAAAUCAGUAAGCAAAAUGACAAUUAUCAUUUAGUGAGGAACGCAUUUAAGGCAGUGACUGCAUUAGUACGUAAUGUAAAAUAUUAUAAAUUAGAAGCGGAGCAAUUAAAAACUCUACUAUUGUAUGCGGAAGAAGAUUGUCAGAAUGAUGAGAAACAAGCCAAUUCAUUUGCUCUACUUAAAGCAAUCCUAGAUGCUAGAUUGGUAUCGACCGAACUCCAUGAGGUGUUGCAGAAAGUCUCAAAAAUUUGUAUACUCAGCGAAUCGGCAAGAUCAAGGGAUGAAGCACGUACAAUAUUUGUAAGCUACCUAACUAACUAUUCACCUGGAAAACGAAUGGAUAAGUACGUCCAGUUCUUUGUUUCACAACUCAAUUACGAAUUGCAACACGGCAGAGAGUCCUCCCUCAAGUUUUUGGAUAUGAUCAUCAAUAAGUUACCUUUUCCGCAACUUUCGAAGCAAGGCGACUAUCUACUGUUAGCUCUGGGUGCGUCAAUGUUAAACGAUCCAGCGCCGGAAUGUCGGGCGUCAGCUGCCGCUUGUAUCGAAGCGAUGCUUAAGAGGUUUCCCCUCGUGGAGAGGAAUAAACUCUUCCAAUUGGUGCUCAAAUUCUUUGAAGAUACGCAGGCGAUACAUUUCGAGCUCGCAGCUCAAUUGAGCAUCAGAUUCGUGAACGUCGAACAAAAAGAAUUCAAGAACCGCUUAGACCCCAUCCUGUCUAUAAUAGGCAGCAAAAUAUUACUUCUUAGUAAUGACGUAACUGAAGGUCGCUUCGUCAAACUACGGCUGGAAGAAUCCGAGGACAAAACUGACGAAGACAAGCUGAAAGAAAGAGAUCACAGCUUAAUACAGAUAAUGAAUUUAAUCGACGCAAUAACAAUACAUUGCGAGUCUAGUAUGAAAAGUAAGAAACACAUGUAUGAUUUCGACGAGUUAGCGCAGCAAUGUCAAGCGUUACUGGCUUAUCCUCACGCUUGGGUGAGACUGAAAGCAGCUAAGAUACUUGGUGCUAUAAUAUCUUCUGUGGAUCCUGGGGAAUUAGACAUGAUUGUCAAGGGAAAAGUGGAGUCUGAAAGAGGAUUUAUAUACUACGAUACAGAAGAUGCAAUUAGGAGUAUUGUAUUAGAUCUUUGUGCCCAGUAUACGCCGAACGUGACUGAGGAAAUGUCUGAACAAGUGACAGCAGUGUUGUUCCUUAUUCUUAAACUUGUCCACACAAUGUCGGGUUUCAAAAUUGGAAAUAAUACAGACGAAGACGAACAUACAGAAGGUCAUAAGGUCAACAUAAGGUGGAUACUAUUCAAAACGAGAAAAGCUAUCAACGCGGAAGUCGCUAAGGCUCCCAAUUCAGUGAAUAUUAGAUCGUCUGUAUUUACAAUGUGGAUGCACGUAAUUGGUAUAUUAGAAACCGAAGAACUCAAUAAAGUCGUAAGCGUAUUGUUACCACCAAUAGUACGGGAAUUGUCCACUGGAGAUGCGCAGGCGCCGGCGUCGCUCCCCAAACAACUGGCGGGAAGGCUUGGCAAGAAGUUGAGACGGAAGAUAGGAGAUAUAGAAUAUGGAAAAAUGGUUUCUGAAGUCCAAAUGAAGUUGAAUAUUAAGAGGGCUGAGCGGAAAAAGAUAUUACUGCAAGAGAAAGUGAACAAUCCAGAGAGAGCAGCCAAAAGGAAAUUGCAAUUAAAGGAGAAAAAGAAGCAAUCUAAGAAGAUUAAAUUGGAGAUGCUGCACGGCAAGCGGCCGAGAGCUAAAAAACGGAAAGCUGAGGACGUAGAUCUAGAAGAUGAAUUGUUGAAGGAUCACGACUGAAUCUAUAACAAAUAUAUAUAAAUAAACAUCUAAGAAUCCGCCUUAUAUGCAUACCUAGAAAUUGCAAUUGAUUUUUGCAUUACUUGAUUGAAUUCAUGUAAAUGUAAAUAUUAGAUCAUUGUUAUUAUUAUUAGUUAUAAGAUUGUUAUUAUGACAAUAAAUUAUAUAUUUUUAUGUAGUA